AAAGCGAUACUUAUCCUUUGCCGGUGUCCCUGCCCGGUAAUACCCUCAUCCUAACAGGGUCAGUGUGUAUGCACGAGGCAGACUAAUCUUAUUAUGGCACAUCUGAGUGUUGUGGCUGGAGAGGCUUAUAUUUAACAGAAAAUAAACAUAAAAAGUUCAAAACGGGGAAUAAAGUGUCCAAAGGGGGAAGGAGUGUCCAAAAUAAACAGGGGAUCUGGUGUCCUCAUUGUGCUGGGGAAUCGUGAAGGAAGGGAAGUGUUCGGAAAGGAGGGGUCCAGGUAAGGGGUCGAGUCCGGCGGUCGCACGUGCUCCUCUCUGUGGUCCGGGGCGCGAGGGGCAGUGGCUUCUUCACAGCAGCUCAUCUUCCCUGGGCCAUGGUGCUUCAGGGGAUUAACGGCCUCCAUUCUGGACUGCGAGUCCGGCAUCUCGUAUCUCUGGCGGUGGGGGAGUCCCUCUGUGCUCCCUUCCUAGACCUACGAGGACACCAGCAUGCAUGCCUGGGGGAAGAGACUGGUCUCUUGAGGAGAGGCGCGCUCUGCACUCAACAGCGGCGGUGACAAGGCUCCAUUCACCUCACUUGUGCCUCAUCACACGCCGCCAGCCCUGACUGUUUCUGCGCCCCUCCUCUCUCACACACUCACUCCUGUCGGGAACCUGGUGAAGGGUGGCUUUUAAGGGACGGGGUGAUGAUGAUAAUUAGGGGGGAGGCAGCUGAUCCGUCACAGUGUGCAUAAAUGUGAUGUGUUUUGUGUUAUGCUGGCUCUCAUCUUACGGAGCCUGUGACUACAUGUUCAAAAUGGAGAAAGAGGACAGCUAAUGGGCCCAAUCUGUGCUGCACCAGGUUAGACUAACCUCGUCUGCUUACAGUCUGUUACUGAGGGCAGCUGUUGAGUUUCCAGCUGCGACCAUGAGCACCAUCUCACCGACUGAUUUUGACAGCGUCGAGAUCCAGCAGCAGUACAACGACAUCAACAACCGCUGGGACAUCGCAGCUGAAAAAGAGUGGGAUAAUGAAAACAGUUCUGCACGUCUGUUUGAGCGUUCCCGCAUUAAAGCUCUCGCAGAUGAGAGAGAAGCGGUGCAGAAGAAGACCUUCACUAAAUGGGUGAACUCUCACCUGGGCCGCGUGACCUGCAGGAUUGGUGACCUCUACACUGACCUCCGCGAUGGACGUAUGCUUAUCCGACUGCUGGAGGUCCUCUCUGGGGAACAACUGCCAAAGCCCACCAAGGGCCGUAUGCGCAUCCACUGUCUGGAGAACGUUGACAAGGCUCUGCAAUUCUUGAAGGAACAAAAGGUUCAUCUGGAGAAUAUGGGUUCUCAUGACAUUGUUGAUGGAAACCACCGCCUCACACUUGGACUCAUUUGGACCAUAAUUCUCCGUUUCCAGAUCCAAGACAUUAGCGUUGAGACAGAGGACAACAAGGAGAAGAAAUCAGCCAAAGAUGCUCUGCUGCUGUGGUGUCAGAUGAAGACUGCAGGGUACCCAAAUGUCAAUGUCCACAACUUUACCACCAGCUGGAGAGAUGGUCUAGCGUUCAAUGCCAUAGUGCACAAACACAGGUCAGACUUGAUUGACUUUGAUAAUCUCAAGCGCUCUAAUGCCCACUAUAACCUGCAGAAUGCCUUUAAUGUGGCAGAGAAGGAGCUGGGUCUUACCAAGCUACUGGAUCCAGAGGAUGUGAAUGUUGAUCAGCCUGAUGAGAAGUCCAUCAUCACAUAUGUGGCUACAUACUACCACUACUUCAGCAAGAUGAAGGCGCUUGCCGUAGAGGGCAAGAGAAUCGGCAAGGUGCUGGACUAUGCCAUCGAAGCAGAUCAGCUGAUUGAGAAAUACGAGACUCUGGCCUCAGAGCUGCUGCAGUGGAUUGAACAAACCAUUGUUACCCUUAAUGAUCGUCAGCUCGCUAACUCGCUCAGUGCGGUUCAGAACCAGCUACAGGCCUUCAAUACAUACCGCACUGUGGAGAAACCACCUAAAUUCACUGAAAAGGGAAAUUUGGAGGUUUUGCUCUUCACCAUUCAGAGUAAAAUGAGAGCAAACAAUCAGAAAGUCUACAUGCCAAGAGAGGGAAAACUCAUCUCUGAUAUCAACAAGGCAUGGGAGAGGCUGGAGAAAGCGGAACACGAGAGGGAGUUGGCACUGAGAAAUGAGCUGAUUCGUCAGGAGAAGCUGGAGAUGUUGGCUGCACGUUUUGACCGCAAAGCAGCCAUGAGAGAAACCUGGCUCAGCGAAAACCAGCGGCUGGUCUCACAGGACAAUUUUGGUGUUGACCUGGGUGCUGUGGAAGCAGCCACUCGCAAACACGAGGCCAUCGAGACCGACAUCCAGGCGUACGGUGAGCGCGUAGCAACCGUAGAAGCUGUUGCUCGAGAACUGGAGGCAGAGGGAUAUCAUGAAGUGCGCCGCAUACUGGCACGGAGGGAUAACGUCCUUAGACUGUGGGAGUAUCUGAAGGAACUACUUGCAGCACGGCGAGAGAGGCUGAAUGCACACAGAGACCUGCAGCGCCUUCUACAGGAGAUGAGCUACAUCAUGGACUGGAUGGAAGACAUGAAGAGUCGUCUGCAAUCUCAGGACAGUGGAAAACACCUUCAUGAUGUGGAGGACUUGCUGCAAAAACACACACUUGUGGAAGCUGAUAUAUCCGCACAGGCCGAGCGAGUCAAAGCCGUUCAGGCUGCUGCGAAGAGAUUUACUUCAAAUGAACAGAGUUAUAAGCCAUGUGACCCCACUCUGGUUGAAGAGAAGGUGGAUCUUCUGGGCCGAGCGUAUGGAGAACUGAGCCAGCUGGCUGCGGAUCGACGAGUUCGACUAGAUGACUCGCGAAGGCUGUGGCAGUUCCUAUGGGAGCUGGGAGAGGAGGCCGCCUGGAUCAGAGAGCAGGAGCAGAUCCUUUCUGGAGGGGACUACGGAAAGGACUUGAGCUCCGCUCUUCACCUCCUGUCUAAACAUGAGGCCUUCAGAGAUGAGAUGGCAGCCCGGUAUGGCCCUCUGGGGAACAGCAUUGCAGGCGGAGAGGCCCUAGUGAAGGAAGGCCACUAUGGGGCACCUGAGGUGACAGAGCGAAUCAAGGACGUGAGAGCACAGUGGUCGCACCUGGAGGAGGCCUCACAGUUGCGUGAGCAGGGGCUGAUAGAGUCUGUAGCUUUCCAUCAGUUCCAGACAGACGGCAACGACAUGGAGGCCUGGAUACUGGAAACACUAAGACUGGUGUCUAGUCAAGAAGUUGGCCACGAUGAGUUUUCUACACAGACUCUGGCCAGAAAGCAGAGAGAGGUGGAGGAGGAGAUUCAAAGUCACCGAUCACUCAUCGACUCACUACAUGAACAGGCCUCAACACUGCCGGAAGCAUACGCACAGUCUCCACAGGUGGAGGGCCGUCUCCCAGCAAUAGAGCAGCGCUAUGAAGAGUUAGAGGGGUUGUCGUCAUCAUGGCGACAGGCCUUAGAUGGAGCGCUUGCGUUGUAUCGCAUGUUUAGUGAAGCUAGUGCCUGCCAGCAGUGGGUUGGAGAGAAAGAACAGUGGCUGCACAACAUGGAGAUUCCCACCAAACUAGAGGAUCUGGAGGUGGUCCAGCAAAGGUUUGAAACUCUGGAGCCAGAGAUGAACACACUGGGUGCUCGCAUUUCUGAUGUCAAUCAAGUGGCUCAACAGCUGCUUGGAUCAGACAACCGCAACAAAGAGCAGAUCGACCAGACACAGAACCAACUCAAUAAGAGGUGGUCUGAUUUCCAGAGUCUAUCUGACCAGCGUAAACAAGCUCUGGAAUCAGCACUGAAUAUCCAGAACUAUCAUCUAGAGUGUAAUGAGAUCAAGAGCUGGAUGAAGGAGAAGACCAAGGUCAUCGAGUCCACGCAGAGCCUUGGAAAUGACCUGGCUGGAGUCAUGGCCCUGCAGCGUAAACUCACUGGUAUGGAAAGAGACCUGGAGGCUAUACAGGGUAAGCUGGAUGACCUGCGUUGUGAGGCAGAGAAGUUGGUGUCUGAGCACCCCAAGCAGCAGGAGGAGAUCAAGGGUCGAUUGGCUGAAAUCCAGGAGGUGUGGGAGGAGCUUCGAGCCACCAUGAAACGGCGCGAGGAGUCGUUGGGCGAAGCCUCUAAGCUUCAGGGCUUCCUUAGAGAUCUUGAUGGCUUCCAGGCCUGGCUGUCUCGUACACAGACCACUGUGGCAUCCGAAGACACGCCUACAUCUCUGGCAGAAGCAGAGUGUCUGCUGGCUCAACAUGAGGCCAUAAAGAAUGAAGUAGAUAACUACAGGGAAGAUUAUGAGAAGAUGAGAGCCACUGGAGUUGAGGUUACUCAAGGACAGACGGAUGCCCAGCACAUGUUCCUAGCCCAGCGGCUGCAAGCAUUGGACACUGGCUGGCAUGAGCUGAGGAGAAUGUGGGAGAGCCGCCACUGUGUCCUCGCUCAGGCCUUUGAUUUCCAAACCUUGCUACGAGAUGCAAAACAGGCAGAGGGCUUCCUCAAUAGCCAGGAGUAUGUUCUGUCACACACAGAGAUGCCCUCCAGCCUGCAAGGGGCUGUGGAGGCCAUCAAGAAACACGAGGACUUCCUCACCACCAUGGAGGCCAAUGAAGAAAAGAUCAAUGGUGUGGUCGAAUCUGGACGAAGACUCAUAUCUGAUGGCAACACCAAUGCAGACAAGAUUCAGGAGAAGACAGACUCCAUUCAGGAAAGGCACCAGAAGAACAAACAAGCUGCCAGUGAGCUGCUAGCUAAACUGAAGGAUAACAGAGAGCUGCAGCACUUCCUACAGGAUGGACAAGAGCUGACUUUGUGGAUAAAUGAGAAAAUGUUGACAGCUCAGGACAUGUCCUAUGAUGAGGCUAGAAACCUCCACAGCAAGUGGCAGAAGCACCAGGCCUUCAUGGCAGAGCUAGCCUCCAAUAAAGACUGGCUGGACAAGAUUGACAAGGAGGGUCAGGUGUUAGUAAAGGAGAAGCCUGAGCUGGAGCAGACUGUAUCAGAGACUAUGAGCAGCCUGCAGAAGCAGUGGGAGGAGCUAGAGAGCACCACUCAAGCCAAAGCUCAGUGUCUGUUUGAUGCUAACCGAACUGAACUUUUCACGCAGAGCUGCUCAGCUCUGGACUCCUGGCUCCAGAACAUCUCCUCUAAACUCCAAAGUGAUGACUUCGGAAAAGAUCUCACAAGUGUCAACAUCCUGCUCAAGAAACACCAGAUGCUGGAUCAUCAGAUGGAGGUGCGUGAGAAAGAGGUCCAGUCUCUGCAGUCACAGGCUCUGGCCUUGGCCCAAGAGGAUUCUGGGAUAAUGGAGGUUGAUGGGCAGCAGAGACGGGUGACAGACAGCUUCUCUAAACUGCAGGACCCUCUAAGACAGCGGAGGCAGCGUCUUCUUGCUUCAAAAGAGGCUCAUCAGUUCAACAGAGACCUUGAGGAUGAAAUUUUAUGGGUGAAGGAGAGGAUGCCUCUCGCCACAUCCACAGACCACGGUAAAGAUCUGCCCAGUGUCCAGCUGCUCAUCAAAAAGAAUCAGACUCUGCAAAAGGAGAUUCAGGGCCAUCAGCCCCGUAUAGAUGACAUCCAGGCUCAUGGUAGGACCAUGUCCCCUGGGAAGGAUUCAGAGAUGGACAGGGAGAGAAGAGCGGCUCUUGAUGGGCGUCUGGAGGAGCUGAGGGAAUUGUGGGCCCUUUUGAUUUCUGAGACGGAAAAGAGGAAUGUGAGGCUAGAAGCGGCUAACCGAGCGCAGCAGUUUUACACAGAUGCUGCAGAGGCUGAGGCCUGGAUGGGAGAACAAGAGCUUCAUAUGAUGUCAGAGGAAAAGGCAAAGGAUGAGCAGAGUGCUUUGGUGAUGGUGAAGAAACACCAGAUUCUGGAGCAGGCUCUAGAGGACUACGCUCAAACCAUCCAUCAGCUGGCCAAUAGCAGCAGACUUAUGGUGAAUAGUGAACACCCAGAGAGUGAAAGAAUUACUCUGAGGCAGGCCCAGGUGGAUAAACUGUACGCAGGGUUGAAGGAUCUGGCAGAAGAGAGGAGGGGCAAACUGCAGGAGAGACUGAGACUGACCCAGCUGAAGAGAGAGGUAGAUGAUUUAGAGCAGUGGAUCGCCGAAAGAGAGGUUGUCGCUGGGUCUCACGAACUCGGACAAGACUAUGAACAUGUGACGAUGUUGCGUGACAAGUUCCGAGAGUUUGCGCGGGACACCAGCAACAUUGGCCAGGAGCGUGUGGAUGCAGUGAACGCUCAGGCAGAUGAACUUAUUGAGUCUGGUCAUCCAGAAAACGCCAGUGUGGCUGAGUGGAAGGACGGGCUCAAUGAGGCCUGGGCUGACCUGCUGGAGCUCAUUGACACGCGCACACAGAUGCUUGCCGCCUCAUACGAGCUGCACCGCUUCCACCAGGACGCACGGGAAGCUUUGGGGCUCAUACGGGAGAAGAAGGAGACACUAGCUGGGGCCGAACUCGGACGGGACUUGAACACUGUCCAGCACUUGCUUAGACAGCAUACGGCGUAUGAGCAUGAUGUGCAGGCACUCAGCGGGCAGGUCACACAGGUUCAGGAUGAUGCUGCACGUCUGCAGAAAGCGUACGCUGGAGAGAAAGCUGAUGAUAUCCAUCGCCACGAGCGUGCAGUCACAGAGGCCUGGGAGGGGCUUCAGUCUGCCACUCAAGCCAGACGGCUGCUCCUACUAGACACAGUGGAGAAGUUCAGAUACUUAAACAUGGCCAGAGACCUCAUGCUGUGGAUGGAAGGAAUCAACUUGCAGAUCCAGUCACAUGACAGCCCAAGGGAUGUCUCCUCAGCUGGUCUGGUCAUCGCCAACCAUCAGGAUAUUAAGUCUGAGAUAGAGACUAGAGCGGACAGCUUUACUGCAUGCAGUGAAAUGGGACACACCCUCACCAACAACAACCACUAUGCUUCAGAUGAGAUUCAAGAGAAAUUGGACCAGCUUCUGGCCAAACGCACUGAAAUUAAUCAGAAGUGGCAAGAGAAAAUGGACCACUUACAGAUCGUUCUGGAGGUGUUACAGUUCAGCAGGGAUGCAUCUAUGGCCGAGUCGUGGCUGGCUGGACAGGAGCCACUGGUCAGGGCAGCAGAAUUGGGCUCUAACGUAGAUGAAGUUGAGUGUCUUAUCAAACGCCACGAAGCCUUUGAAAAGCUGGCAGCAGGCUGGGAAGAUCGUUUCACACAGCUAGAGAAACUCACCACGCUGGAGGAACAGGAAAUUCAAAGAAGAAGGGAAGAGGAAGAGAGGGCCCGACGACCACCCACACCUCCCCCCAUGGAAGAGGUAGUACAGUCUGAGAUGAACGAUUCUGCUGCAAGGACGAGUCUGGACCAGACUACAUUGAACCAGUCAGUAUCUGUCAAUGGUGUCUACAGUGACCAGGACACAUCACAGUCAUUAUCGGUCUCUGUGUCUGAACUCAAGAAACCUGAACCUAAACCAGAGAGUAAUCCUCAGUCUAACCCAGUUUCUAAACUUGUGCCUAAACCCCACAAGGCACAGGAGCGUUUUCGUCGGAUUUUGCUUUAUUCCAAGGGAUCAGAAUCAGAAUCUGUUAAUGGGCCGGGCCGUGACAGCGGUCUGGACUCAGCAUCACACCAAGACCCUUCAGCAACACUGCCAGGGCGAGGAGGAGCAGAUGCCACCACAGAAGCCAUGGAGGGCAUCCUUUGCAGGAAACAGGAGAUGGAAUCACACAACAAAAAAGCAGCCACCAGAUCGUGGCAGAAUGUAUAUUGCGUUUUACGUAAAAGCAGUCUGGGCUUCUAUAAGGACAACAAGAGUGCCGCGAAUGGAAUCCCCUACCACGGAGAGGUUCCCAUCAGCCUCAGCGAGGCUGUCUGUGAGGUUGCCCACGACUACAAGAAGAGAAAAUAUGUAUUUAAACUUAGGCUUGGGGAUGGAAAAGAGUUUUUGUUCCAAGCAAAGGAUGAGGCUGAGAUGAGUUCAUGGAUUCAAGCAAUCCUAUCAUCCCUGUCGUCCACCGAGCGUUCGCCGGGUGCCACACGAGGUCUGAGUCGGGCGAUGACCAUGCCACCUAUGUCUCCCAGCUCGGGUGAGGCAGGAGGCGUGACCAUGCGCAACAAAGACGGCAAAGAGAGAGACCGCGAGAAGCGUUUCAGUUUCUUUGGCAAGAAGAAAUAAGCACCCAAAUACAUCACAGAUCUCAACAGGGAGCCAAGCAAGAGAUGGGAGUUUGUCAACACUCAAAAGAAACUGAUCAAGUUAGAAAAGGCAAAGAAAACUCUCAUGUCACAUUGUGAUACAUUGUUUUUGCCCUUUUUUUUUUUCCCCACACUCUUUUUUUUUAAUUUUUUUAAUUCGUCUCAUUUCACACAUGGAUCUUGUUCAGUCUCACCUCCUUGUUUAAAUGCCACUUUUGGCCGGACGGUGAGCUCUGAACUGAGGGAGUCCCUGAACAAGACCAGCUCCCAGACCAAGAUCCAUCCUGAAAGUUCAGCUCAUACCUUUCAAUUUGACUGGCUUCCUUUUUAACUUUUUCCCCAAAAAAUUAUUUUAUAUUUGGGUUAGGUGGCGUUUCUCUACUGUAAUGACCGAGAUUGCUAUUUUGUCUGUUUCCCCUGAUGAUUUCCUUUAUCUGUCUUAACUUCAACCUCUCACUUUCUUUGUGAAGGACCGCGAUCCUUUUCUUUUCUUUUUUCUUUUUUUUUGGUAUUAUACUUAUAACUAAAGAUUUAAUUGUUAUUGCUAUUAUUAAUAUUGUUUAUUUGCUGUUGCAUUUUUGAGUCAUUUUAAAGUUGAAUAUUUAAAGAAAUUGUAAUUAUAGUUGGUAUGAUUUCAUGUUCAGAGAGGUCAAAGCAGAAAGAAUCCUUUUGUGCUCGUCUUUUUUCCUUUCAUCUACACGCUCUUCUGACAGAAGAUUUUCUUUCCUUUUCAUUUUUCUAGAUAUGACUGUUGAAUUUU
Messenger RNA from Sinocyclocheilus grahami, 8896 nucleotides. RefSeq names its product spectrin beta chain, non-erythrocytic 1-like. Lineage: Eukaryota; Metazoa; Chordata; Actinopteri; Cypriniformes; Cyprinidae. Gene Ontology annotation, molecular function: phospholipid binding; actin binding; structural constituent of cytoskeleton. The transcript is spliced from 44 exons. Gene Ontology annotation, cellular component: spectrin. Bases 908 to 8116 code for a protein of 2402 amino acids. The record is from RefSeq and is a predicted model, not a curated record.